Mercenaria mercenaria is the source of this 1506-nucleotide messenger RNA. RefSeq lists its product as uncharacterized. The record is from RefSeq and is a predicted model, not a curated record. NCBI's taxonomy places the organism in Eukaryota, Metazoa, Mollusca, Bivalvia, Venerida, Veneridae. The coding region runs from base 1 to 1506 and encodes 501 amino acids. The transcript has a single exon.
AUGAAGCAGUAUUACAUUCCUGAACACAUACAAGGAAUCAUCAAGGGGUACUUCAAUGGCAUACAGCUGCGCUUUGCAGUGGGCAACAGAAUGACAUCUUGGCAAAAGCUAGAGAAAGGCAUCGUCACAGGUUGUACCAUCUCCGUCGUUUUGUUUGUAAUGGGAAUGAACCUCAUCAUCAACGCAGCCAAGAGGGAAACCCGAGGUCCUAAAACUGCAUCUGGGGUGUACCUACCAGCAAACAGAGGUUUCAUGGACGACUUGACGGUGUCAACAAAGACUCAUAUACAGGCGAGAUGGGUACUGUCAGCACUGGAUGAGGCUGCCACAUGGGCAAGAAUGAAAUUCAAGGCAAAGAAAUCAAGAAGUCUGGUCAUUAGAAAGGGACAGACCACAAAGAAGUUCAACCUCCAGGUUCAAGGAGAGGACAUUCCAUUUAUUGUAGACAGUCCGAUCAAGUGCCUCGGAAAAUGGUAUGAUGCGAGCUUAAAGGAUGCCAACAACAUACAGCGCAUUAAAAACCAGUUACAGGAAGGGUUGAAACAGAUCGACCAGACUGGCCUGCCUGGGAAGUUUAAGGCAUGGCUUUUCCAACAUGGGCUCCUACCCAGAUUGAUGUGGCACUUAAUGCUUUACGAAAUAGCAACAUCAACAGUAGAAGGCUUGGAAAGAACGGUCAGCAGAUACUUAAGUCGAUGGUUUGGGGUCCCACCCAGCUUCAGCAACAUUGGUCUCUACAGCAGAACUAAUCAGCUUCAGCUCCCACUCUCAUCAUUGGUGGAGGAGUUCAAGGUUGCAAAGACAAGACUGGUGGUCACUCUUAAAGAGUCAAAGGAUGACUUAGUCCGAAAAGCUGGAAUUGAAACUCGGACUGGACGGAAAUGGUCUGCAAGCCAGGCAGUUAGCCAAGCCGAAAGUAGACUCCAGCACAAAGAUAUAGUUGGGACUACUGCUGUUGGUCGUCAAGGGCUCGGUAUCAUCAAAAGCCAGAGAUGGGUCUCAGCUGACAGUACCACAAAGAGGCAGAUGAUACAGAAUGAAGUACGCUUGGCAGAGGAGGAAGAAAGGAGGACAAGAGCAGUUUCAAUGGGUGCCCAAGGUGCUUGGACAAAGUGGUGUACCACAGAUAGAAAAUUGACAUGGGCAGAAAUCUGGCGCUACGAACCAGUCAGACUUAGCUUCUUGCUAAGAUCUGUUUAUGACCUGCUACCAUCACCUUCCAACUUACACCGAUGGGGACUACAAGACAACCCAAUUUGUCCAUUGUGCGACAAGGUAGGAACCAUGGAGCAUGUGCUUUCAGCCUGCUCCACAUCGUUAACCCAAGGCAGAUACAGGUGGAGACAUGACUGCGUACUUGGAGAACUCGCAGACACCUUGGAACGUGAGAGAACCAAGAAGAGGGAAAAGCAAAGCCCACAGAUAAUACAAUUUGUCAAGGAAGGCCAGACUGCACCAAAGAAGAAAGCAGCAAUAACAUCCCUCCUUGAUGAAUCAGACAAUUGA